AUGUCCUCAUUUCAGGCCUCCCAACUUCCUCUCUUGAGCAGGCGAGCCGAAGUCACCUUGGACGGAGUUUGGCCCACGGACAAAACCUCGCGUUGCUUGAUCAAGAGCCCAGAACGGCUGACAGAAAUGAACUACGAAGGCCGGCUGGAAGCUGUCUCUCGGAAGCAGGGAGCCCAGUUUAAGGAGUACCGCCCCGAAACUGGUUCCUGGGUAUUCAAGGUGGCCCACUUCUCCAAGUACGGCCUGCAAGACUCCGAUGAGGAAGACGAGGACAACCUGGCCAAAGUGGAGGCUAAGAAGUUAAAAACGGCUCAGGUGCCCUUGCCGGGCCAGCUGAUCGCUCAGCAAAUGGCUGCGGCAGGGAAGUUGGCGCCUCCUUCCAAGAGCCCCGAGGCCGACCACCUGGGGAAGGGAGUCGAAUUCGACAGCGACAUGGCAGACAUCACCCAAGAGCUGCUUCCGGAGUCCAUGGCGGAAGAGAACCUGGCGGAAGAACAGGAGCCGGUACCGGCCUCGACCCAUAUUGCGUCCUCCCUGGACAUCAACCCUCACACGCUGCAGAUCAUGAAGGCUUCUUUGCUGGCAGACGAGGAGGAGCUGGACUGGAUGGCGGAUCCCCAGUUUGGCCAGCCAGCUGCAGAAAUGGACCCUUCGCAAGAGGUCUGCUCUCCGAGGCUCCCCAUCUCCUCCUCUCGAGGGUGGAAAGGCCGCCCCCCAGGUUCCAGGCUGCUGCAGUCCAGACUCUCCACCGGCUCUUUCCUGCUUUCCAGCGCCUCCCUCCAGGACCGCCGCAGCCCGAGGACUUCCUCCCUGGGCGGGGCUUUGGCCGCCCCGCCUUGGGCUGCUCUUUCCCCCCUGGCCUCCGCCUUCGUCCUGCCGCGCUCGGCUCCCGAAGCGCCCCUGAGAACCGUGGGGGUCCGCAGGCAGCCGGGCCUGGUGGCCCUGAAGAAGUCGGUCGCCUACGGGAAGGGGCGGCUGCUGAAGGACAUGGCCCUCUUCGUGGGACGCUCCUUCCGGGUGGGCUGGGGGCCCAACUGGGUUCUGGCCCACAGCGGUGACCGCUUGAGCCCUCUGGGCGAGCCGGAGGACCACGGGGAGGCCACCGAGUACGGGUUCUUGCCGGCCCCCGUGGCACCAAAGCAGGUCUCCGAGUCCCCCUUCAAGGUCCACCUGGAGAAGCUGACCGUGGAGGGGAAGGCGACCGACCGCUUCUACCUCCCGCCAUUGGAGAUCAAGCUGAAGCACAGCACCGUCCACCUGGAUGACCCCUGUCCCUUCCUGGCCCCCAACCCGGGCGUGGCAGCCAUCCAUGAAUAUGCCGCCUGGGCCUCGGAGGCCUCGGAAGGCGCAGAAGAAGAAGAAGGAGGAGGAGGGGUGGUGAGGGCCUGGGGCCUAGUCUGGCGCUUGUGCGAGGCGCUCUGGGGCCACCUGAAGGAGCUGGAGGGGCGCCUGGAGGAGCCCAGAGAGUACGGGCUGCUGCUGGAGCGCCGGAGGGCCUUCUCCCACUGGCUCUCCCGGACGGCGGACGAGCGGAUCCAGGAGGAGGUCUCCCUCCGGCAGAACGACAGCCCCGCCGAGGCCGUCUUCAGCUACCUCACCGGGAAGCAGAUCGGCAACGCCUGCCGCCUGGCUCAGCAGUCUGGGGACCUGCGCCUCUCUCUGCUCCUCUCCCAGCUGGUGGGGAGCCAGGAGGUCCGGGAGCUGCUGGCCCUGCAGUUGGCCGACUGGCACCAGCUCCAAGCUGACGGCUUCAUCCAGGACGAGCGGCUGCGCAUUUUCUGCCUCCUGGCUGGCAAACCGGUGUGGCAGUUAUCCGAGAAGAGAACCAUCAACGUCUGCUCCCAACUGGACUGGAAGCGCUCGCUCGGGGUGCACCUCUGGUACCUGCUGCCUUCCACGGCCCCCCUUUCCAAGGCCCUCAGCAUGUACGAAGCCGCCUUCCAGGCCUCCCCAGAUGGAGAGAAGUAUGCCUGCCCCCCACUGCCUCCCUACCUAGAAGACGCCGGCUGCGUGGCGGAGAACGACAACGCACAACGGCCGCUGCGAGACGUGUGUUUCCACCUGCUGAAGUUGUAUAGUGACAGGUGCUACGACUUGCAUCAGCUGCUGGACCCCCGCAGCGUCACCGCAGACCCCCUGGACCACCGUCUCAGCUGGCACCUGUGGGAGGCCCUCCGCACCCUGAAUUACACCCACCUGUCGGAGCAGUGCCAGGGGGUGCUGAACGCCAGCUACGCCGCCCAGCUGGAGAGGGAGGGGCUGUGGGAGUGGGCCGUCUUCGUCCUGCUCCACACCCCCAAUGCUCAAACGCGGGAAAGAGCCGUGCGGGAGCUGCUGAACCGCCACUGCAAGCUGCUGGAGCUGCCCGAGUCCGGGGAGAAGGAGGCCUUCCUGACGCAGAAGCUGUGCGUGCCCCCGGAGUGGAUCUACGAGGCGAAGGCCCUGUGGGCCCGGAGGGAGGGGGACAAGACCCGCGAGGCCCUCUACCUCUUCAAGGCCGGCCACUGGAACCAGUGCCACCAGCUGGUGGUCAGGCACUUGGCUUCUGACGCCAUCAUUAACGAGAAUUACACCUACCUGAAGGGCCUCUUGGAAGACCUGGCCAGCCCCGAGCGCUGCAGCCUCAUUCAGGGCUGGGACACGGCUGGGCUGGUUUUCUUGGACUAUCUCCAAGUCAUCGAGAUGGUCAGCAGGAUUCAGCAGCUGGACUGCACCGGCUACGAGCUGGAGGAGAUCCACUCCAAAGUGAUCUCCCUCUGCGGCAGGAUAGAGCUGGUCCAGUGUCACAGUGCCAAGGACAGGCUGGCUCAGUCGGAGAUGGCCAAGCGCAACGCAGACAUCCUCCGUGUGGUGCUGAGCCUGCAGCACCCUCCGGACCCGGCCUCCAGCACCACCCCCGACGUGCAGAGGGUCCCCCUGCGCCUACUGGCCCCCCACAUCAGCCGGCUGCCCAUGCCAGAAGACUACGCGCUGGAGGAGCUCCGCGGGCUGACCCAGUCCUACCUGCGGGAACUGAUGGUGGUGGCCCAGUGA
Molecule: messenger RNA, 3033 nt
Organism: Thamnophis sirtalis
Lineage: Eukaryota; Metazoa; Chordata; Lepidosauria; Squamata; Natricidae
Source: RefSeq, a predicted model, not a curated record